UAUUUUGGCGAUGUGGCAACCUAAGAACCAAAACAAUAUUAUCAAUAAUAUUCGGCACGUUGUUAUUGAUCGUGGUCGAAAACUGAGGACAUGGAGAUCCGCAACAACGAUCCUGGCGCCGUGCAAUAUGGAAACUUUAUGAAUUAUUAUCAGUUUAAUUCAGCAACUGAACGUGUGAAGCUAUUGCCGGAUAAGGACGUUUGGCUAAGUAAUGGGGACUCGUUGGAUGAAAGCUCCUAUCUUGUCUUGGACGUCGGGUGCAACUGUGGAGAUUUCACCCAGCUUCUGCACAAAUAUUUGGAGGAGUGCCUGAAAAGACCUGUAAGGAUUCUCGGAGUGGACAUAGACGCGCGGCUGAUUCAACGCGCCACGGAUGUGAACGAACUUCACGAAAAUAUAAAUUACUCCUGCGUGGAUGUUUUGGACGAGACUGCUUUCGGACAGGUUACACAGUACCUGGAGCAGUACAAUCGACAACAGUUCGACGCUGUGUGUUGCUACUCUAUCACAAUGUGGAUUCACCUAAACCACCAUGAUGAGGGUCUGAAACUAUUUCUUCGGAAGAUGUCCUGUUUGGCUGAGCUUUUAGUUAUAGAGCCUCAACCGUGGAAAUGUUAUCAAAGCGCUGAGAGAAGGCUUAAGCGUACAGGUGAAGUAUUCCCACUCUUCCUGGAGCUCAAGUGGCGUUCAGACGUGGAAAAACAGAUUGAGAAAUACUGUGAAGAAACUUUGAAUAGGAGAAAAAUAUUUGAGUCCACACCUACCAAGUGGCAGAGAAGAAUCUGCUUUUAUAGAUAGCAGAAUAUGUGAAUAAGUUUAGUACAUUUAAAUAUAAUAAAAUAAAUUACAAAGAUA
Messenger RNA from Drosophila ananassae, 855 nucleotides. RefSeq names its product probable RNA methyltransferase CG11342. The transcript has a single exon. Gene Ontology annotation, biological process: miRNA metabolic process; negative regulation of pre-miRNA processing. Lineage: Eukaryota; Metazoa; Arthropoda; Insecta; Diptera; Drosophilidae. Gene Ontology annotation, cellular component: cytoplasm. Gene Ontology annotation, molecular function: RNA methyltransferase activity; O-methyltransferase activity. The record is from RefSeq and is a predicted model, not a curated record. Bases 91 to 798 code for a protein of 235 amino acids.